UGUAGAAAUGAAGUUCUUUCAUUGCUGUUAUUUAUUUAUUACCAACCGAAAGAUUGACUGAAAGUUAGAGAAACUCAGAUGUUCGAUUGCAUUCGUAUUUACAUAUCCAGUGAGUAUGAUGUUAUCGUGCACGUGAUGAAAGACAUGGAGGGGGGGCUAAUAUGACGUCGUCCUUAUCCCUCGUUGAGGGAUUUUGUUGGCAACGCUGAAUCUGGUUGGUGUAGUCGUGUCGACAGGUUCAAGAUGGCUAGCGAGAUUAAUGAAAUCGUUGCCCAAAUUAGUGAAAAUGUGACGGAAAGGAAUGCCUCGAUAACUGGGAGAAUACCCUCGACUCCCGAAGGAAUGGCCAUCGCUUACGGUAGCUUGAUCAUUAUGGCUGUUUUGCCGAUCUUCUUUGGCAGCUAUCGGGCUGUUAAACACCAUAUGGAGCAUCAGGCAAAUAGUGAAGAGAAAGGAGCACCAGAUGCAAUGACUUGUAAAGAAGCAUUGAUAUAUCCAUUCAUUUGUAGUUUCACAUUAGUCGGACUCUAUGUGGCAUACAAGAUAUGUCCGGAGAACUAUAUCAAUGUAAUUUUGGUUAGUUAUUUCCUCUUCCUAGGUAUCUUUUCCUUGUGUAAUGUCACCAGUCCCUUAAUUUCAUCGCUGGUACCUGCUGCUAUUCCAAAAACUCAAUACCAUUUCAUGUUCACCAGCGGAGAAGGUGAAAAUGCAGAGUCUAUCAUAGCCUAUAAGUUCAAUCUUCAUGAUUGUGUUUGUCUGGUUUGUUGUUCCCUUAUUGGAGCAUGGUACGUUCUAAAAAAGCAUUGGAUAGCAAACAAUUUGUUUGGUAUCGCGUUCGCGAUUAACGGAGUAGAACAGUUGCAUUUGAACAAUGUCGUAACAGGAUGUAUCUUGUUAUUCGGACUUCUUCUCUAUGAUGCAUUCUGGGUCUUCGGUACAGACGUGAUGGUGACGGUCGCAAAAUCAUUCGAAGUUCCAAUUAAAUUAGUGUUCCCGCAAGAUCUAUUGGAGAAAGGUCUCACCGCAAAUAACUUCGCCAUGUUAGGCUUGGGGGACAUCGUUUUACCUGGGAUUUUCAUUGCACUUCUAUUGCGAUUCGACAACAGCUUGAGCAGAAAGUCGAACGUCUAUUUCUAUGCCACCUUUUUCGCAUACUUCAUGGGAUUACUGAUCACAAUGUUGAUCAUGCAUUUAUUUAAUCACGCACAACCGGCUCUACUAUACUUGGUGCCCGCUUGUUUGGGCACUCCUAUACUGUUGGCGUUAGUGAAAGGAGACAUAAAAGCGCUAUUUUCUUAUGAGGAUUAUCCGAAAGUUGUACCAGAAGAGAAACAAGAAAAACAGACGCAAGUAGAAUCGAAGAAAACGUCGUAAUAUUUGAAUUGGAACUGAACCACGUUACCGAAACCUUUCAGCAUCGCUAUCACGCUGAUAUUGUUUUAACAAAUCCAUUGAAUACCAGGAGCAGGACCGAUCGUUUAUAUCUCAUGCUCAAGAUGUACAAUCGUAGCACGCGAUACAUGAGAAGCAUUAUUGUGCUUUCGACACACUCUAUGGGAUAUAAUCUGAUACUUUCAACACCGUAAUCAGAUGAUGCCUUGAAACACGGUUCUGCAACAAUUAUGAUUCGAGACUUAGUGUAUUCUCAUUUUUCGUUUCCCGUAACAACCGAGAAUCGUAGAAAUCGAGAUUCGACGAAACUAAUACAUAGAGAAUUUACUAAAGAACGUAAGUUAUAUAUACAAUAGCAUUGGUAUAGGGAAUAGAAAUUGUUUCAUAUCCUUUUCGGUUUUUAGUCAAAUCGUAUUGAAUGAAGAUUUGAUAUAGAAUUGGCAUUAGUAUACCAUUUGCGUUAGAGAUUCAGGCUUCCGCCGCUGAUAUAAGUAUUACAUUUUCUUCAUAGCUGAGUAAAUUUCGAUUUUAAUCUUCCCUUGUAAAAAAUUACCCGUAUCCUAAAUAUAUUCGGGAUGCUAGUAAAAUACGUUUAAAAGAAACGCAUAUUUUUAGGUUGAAAUUUUACAUUUCUACAUAAAAGAGAAUGUUUUCCCUAUUGUAAUUGGCGGCACUUCCUGUGCGUUAAACUUACUGGUAGGCUGAAUAAUUCCAUCAAUAUAUGUAUUCAUAUUUUUGAGUAUAUGUACUUUCCAUAUGUCUUACCCAAAUUAAGUACAAUCUUUUUUGUCCGCCGUGGAUCCAUAAGAAGUAGUCUGGCUCCUUUAGGCCAGACUUAAUCUCUUUAUGACAGUAGAAAAUAUUUCUUAAUUUAUUGUUCAGUUAAAUGCAUACAAUUUUUGUAUACCAUAACUAUGUUGAUUGUCACAAUUUGUAAAAAGAAACUUUUUCGAAACUAUAAUAAAACUACAUUUUUUUUUAAAUUCA
Molecule: messenger RNA, 2379 nt
Organism: Megalopta genalis
Lineage: Eukaryota; Metazoa; Arthropoda; Insecta; Hymenoptera; Halictidae
Product: signal peptide peptidase
Biological process (GO): membrane protein proteolysis
Cellular component (GO): membrane; cytoplasmic side of endoplasmic reticulum membrane; lumenal side of endoplasmic reticulum membrane
Molecular function (GO): aspartic endopeptidase activity, intramembrane cleaving
Source: RefSeq, a predicted model, not a curated record